Messenger RNA from Nicotiana tabacum (common tobacco), 942 nucleotides. The record is from RefSeq and is a predicted model, not a curated record. NCBI's taxonomy places the organism in Eukaryota, Viridiplantae, Streptophyta, Magnoliopsida, Solanales, Solanaceae.
UACUUAUAUUCCUGCUGACGACUACCAGAAAAGACCCUCGCUUAACAAUUCAAUCAAUGUCGAACGAAGUCCCAGAGAAACAACCGUGCGACACGGCGGAGCAUGACCCGACCAGUGUCGCCGUCGAUGGCGAUGCGGACAACAGCGACACAUCAAAUUCUGCCUUAGCGAAGGGGCUUUCUACUAUAAUUUCUUCUAUAAUCCGGGAAUUUGAUGACAGCGCUGCCGCCACUUCUCGUAGUCAAGAUCAGCUCUCAUCCACUCUCGAUCGUCUCACUGGAGAGCUUGACAAACUGCUGGAAGAUGCCCCAUUGCCUUUUAUUAUGCAGCAUGCUGCUAGAAUUUCUGGUGUUAGGAAAAGAAUUACAUCAUUGAAUUCACUUUUGAAGUCUAUACAAAGGCGUCUUGAUAAUAUCGAUCACACAUUAUCUGCUGGCUUGAUACAUGAGAAGUCAACAGGGGAUGGUGGGCGAGACCAUGAGAACCAUAACAGUCUUCAUUGACGAGUGUUUUGGUGCUGCAAUUCUUUGGUGUGCAAAUCAUUUGCAAGUUGGUGCAUUGCAUUAUUAAAUUCAUGAUCAAGAUCCUGGAGAAGAUUCAAAUCGCUUUCUCAGUGCCAGUAAAAUCUCCUUUUGAUUGCAAGCAUUUGUAACUGAUUCAGCGUACGAAAUGUGCAUUUCCAGCUUGUGCCAGAGUGUGUCCGAGUUGCCCAGGAAAGGGAAACAUGGAAAAUAUGUGGCAACUGGUUAGCAGCUCAGCUAAGUGUAGGCCUGUAGGUGCAAUUUGAAGGGUGUAUCUUUUCUGAAACUUAUUCAUAUAUUCUGCUCUUAAAGGUAUUGUUAACUGUUUUGCAUUACAUUGGAUGUGUUCUUUUGUUUUACAACAACAAAGUUAAGUGUAUAAUGUGUAUCUAGAAGAGUUUGGAUAUCUUAAUUUAUUUAA